UAAUAAUUAUUAUCUGCUAGCGAAACUACUGAAACAUGUUUGAAUUCGAAGAUUUUUGGGACUCCAAUCCAGACGACGAUGAGUACUACCAAGAAUGCAUCAAUAUUCCGAGCGAAGACGAGGAAUUCUGUGGAGACUUGUUUUAUGGACAGGCAGACUGCGAUGAGAAUUGUUAUGGAGUCCACGAGUUCCACAAUCUGAACGAAAGUGAUGAGCUUUUACUGGGUGAUGACCUUGAAGAAUUCGCAGACUACGAUGAGAAUUUGUAUGCAGUCCAGGACCUCAACCAUCUGAACGAAAGUGAUGAGCUUUUACUGGGUGAUGACCUUGAAGAAUUCGCAGACUACGAUGAGAAUUUGUAUGCAGUCCAGGACCUCAACCAUCUGAACGAAAGUGAUGAGCUUUUACUGGGUGAUGACCUUGAAGAAUUCGCAGACUACGAUGAGAAUUUGUAUGCAGUCCAGGACCUCAGCCAUCUGAACGAAAGUGAUGAGCUUUUACUGGGUGAUGACCUUGAAGAAUUCGCAAAACACGAUGAGGAUUGUUAUGGAGUCCACGAGUUCUACGAUCUGAACGAAAGUGAUGAGCUUUUACUGGGUGAUGAUUUCGAAGAACUCGCAGACUACGAUGAGAAUUUGUAUGCAGUCCAGGACCUCAACCAUCUGAACGAUAACGAUGAAUAUUUUUGCGGAGACUUGUUUGAAGGAUAUGCAGACUACGAUGAGUAUUGUUAUGCACAUCAAGGUCAACAAAAUCUAAACGAAAGCGAAGAAAUGUUAUGUCAACAAUUGAUGGAAAGAUUAAAUGUAGAGACCGUGGCCAAAUCGACCGCACGGAAUAAGCCUGCUGUAAAAACCGAUCCCCCGACUUCUCAGCGCCGUUCCACCAGCGAUGACGCAGCUGUUGGUUCUCAAACGGAAGCUGAACUCGCAUCCUUGAAUGCUAAAUCUGUUUGCAUCGCGAGUGAAGAAACAAAUGGGAAUGUCGCAGAGAACCCAGCAGUAGAACAGUAUCCUCCGACUGCUAAGUACCUUUCCAUUAAGAAUGGUGACGCUGAGACGUUGAUUUUGCAACCAGACUGAUUGAAAUAGUUCAGUGACAACAUUUCAUUAGGGUGAAACUGCUUACAAUGACGUCAACCACCGAUUUCUCGCAGAUAAUAGCUCACGCCUGCAAAUGAACAAUGCCCCAUAAAGAAAACAUUCUUCUACCAGAUGGUGUCGUCAAUUUGCUAGCUAGAGCGUUUGUUCGUGAGGAAUCGGUCAUUGAUUACAAAAACAAUUUCUCCUUUUUGAAAGUUUGGCACUGAAUUGUUU
Molecule: messenger RNA, 1316 nt
Organism: Ochlerotatus camptorhynchus
Lineage: Eukaryota; Metazoa; Arthropoda; Insecta; Diptera; Culicidae
Exons: 2
Coding region: 36-1082 (348 amino acids)
Source: RefSeq, a predicted model, not a curated record